AUGGGUAUUCUAAUUCAGCUGUAUUUGGGGAGGUACUGUGAUCUUGUGGGGAAAGCUCAUACACAAGCAGAUAAUUCUAUUGAUCUGAGCACACAUUCGGGGAAUGCGAUAGGGGGCAUUUUGAUACUUCUAAUCAGACCUUGCAUUUUCCCAGUUUGCACACCAUUGCAUGCUCAAGAUAUUCUGACAGCUGGGAAUAGUCAAGCAAAAUUUAUUGCUUUGUUGAUCCUCAUUCCUUGGGUCUUAGACUUUUUGGUUCAUGAUUACCUUCUCAUGCCAUUUCUAGACAGAUAUGUGAAGACUGUACCUCUUGCUGCUGAGCUGCUCGAUGUAAGAAGACAUCAAAAACUAGAGAUGUUAAAAACUUUGAGAAUUGAGAGAGGAAGGUUUCAGUUAGAAGUUGAGAUCGGUAAAUCUCCUCCUCUUUCUGAAGAAGAGGUCUGGUUAGAAUUGCGGCAGAAAGCCAUAGAAUUAAGAGACGAGUGGAGAUUAGAGAAUCGACGAGCAUUUGCAAAUAUCUGGUCAGAUAUGGUGUAUGGGAUUUCAUUAUUCAUUCUUAUUUAUUUGAAUAAAAGCAAAGUUGCUUUGUUGAAGUUUACGGGAUACAAGCUAUUAAAUAACAUUUCAGACACUGGAAAGGCAUUUCUGAUCAUUCUUAUUACGGACAUUUUUUUGGGAUACCAUUCUGAGUCUGGAUGGCAGGCUUUGGUAGAAAUAAUUCUUGACCAUUACGGUCUUCAAGUUGAUCCGGCAGCAAUAACCAUUUUCAUUUGCUUUGUUCCAGUAGUAAUUGAUGCCUGUGUGAAGCUAUGGCUUUUUAAAUUUCUCCCAAGGUUAUCACCAAAUGUGGCAAAUAUCUUCCAGGAAAUAAAGCGUCACUAGCGUAGUCUCCUGGAAACUGGUCGUGUUUCUCUCUGGUACAGAACAUGUGAUGAUUUUAAACAAGCUUCUUCCGUCCUGUCCUUCGGUGAGGAGACAUAACAAACAAUUUGAUGGCCACUCUUAUAAACGGGUGCCUCGAGUUGUUCUGUGAGAAUGUUCAAGCGGAUUUCAUGUGUAUUUGAUCUGGAUGCUGACUACAAAACAAGAAGAAGAAGAAGAAGAAGAAGAAAGAUUGUGAAAAGGGGGGCACAUUAAAGAGAACUGUGUCAUACUUACUUGCUCCACAAAAGAAUGGAGCCUUGUGACCGUGGAAUUGUGUAUGGCGGCUCUACAGGAGGGUUUUUCUGUAGCUUUGUCUGUUGUGCGGCCGUGAGUCCUCGCAACUUGUUUAACAGGGUCGUAGUUAUUCAUACAGCAGCCUCUCCGCGUAAUGUACUAGAUAUGUAGUAAUGUCUAGGAUCAACAAGAGAGCAAGGAAUCUUGAAGUUUUAGAAUGUCUAGAUAUAAAUCUAGUUUUAAAAUGUCCAGAUAUAAAUCUAGUUUAUCUAUUUAUUUUAAUUUUAUUUAUUUGAAAAUAACUACCAUGUGGAGCAGCAUUAUUCAUGAAAUCAAAGAGGAACAAAGGGCGAUAAGAGUAUUCAGUA
This is a messenger RNA of Asparagus officinalis (garden asparagus), 1526 nucleotides long. Its product is annotated as chloroplast envelope membrane protein-like. NCBI's taxonomy places the organism in Eukaryota, Viridiplantae, Streptophyta, Magnoliopsida, Asparagales, Asparagaceae. The record is from RefSeq and is a predicted model, not a curated record. Gene Ontology annotation, cellular component: membrane. Bases 1 to 882 code for a protein of 293 amino acids. The transcript has 8 exons.